This is a messenger RNA of Micromonas commoda, 1722 nucleotides long. RefSeq lists its product with no specific name. The record is from RefSeq and is a predicted model, not a curated record. The transcript has a single exon. Bases 1 to 1674 code for a protein of 557 amino acids. Lineage: Eukaryota; Viridiplantae; Chlorophyta; Mamiellophyceae; Mamiellales; Mamiellaceae.
AUGCGCCGGGUGGGACGGCUGGUCAGGGACCUCGGGUUACGCGCCCGGGCGGCGCGGGGCGCUCGUGCGCCUCCGCCGUCAGCCGGCGGCGCAUCGCGGCCGGCGAUCCGCGGAGCCGGUGGCGUCGGGCCGGUGGGCACCCCGACCGCGAGAUCCAGCGCGGCGGUGGUCCUCUCGAUGGGCUUCGCGGCGUCGUCCAUCGUCGCCGCGGCAGUCGGCGUCGCCUCGAUGGACGACGACGCCGCGCAGCAGCAGACGGCAUUCGGCGAGAACGUCUCCGUCGACCCGGCGACGCUGAGGCGACUCGCGGCGGACGUCGUGGGCGCCGAUUCCGACGACGUCGGAUCUGUCGACGUCGAGCGGAGACGCGCGAGGGCGCUCCGCAUCCUCGCGAGGGUCACCCUCUUCUUAGACCACCACGACGCCAUCGUCGCCGUCCCGGAGGUGGUCGACGCGCUCAUCCGGUGCCUCGAGCGCGGCGCCGUCGUCGCGAUCGACGACGACGACGACGACAAGCGCCACGACACCGUCGGACCCGCGUCCACCGCCGACGCGAUCCGAUGCCUCGCGGACCUGGCGAAGGAACCGGCGGUGCGCGAGGCCAUCUGCGCGUCGCCCGGCGCCCUCGUCGCGCUCGCCGCCGCGAUGGACCUCACCCGAUGGGAACCCCGGCGGAGAACCGCGGGGAAGGGCGCGUCGUCGUCGUCGUCUGCACAGCUGGCGGAUGUUCCCGGCACAGCUGGCGUCGUCCACGCGACUCGGCUCGCCGCGGAGCUCGCGGGCGAUCCGACGGCGCACGCCGCGCUCAUCCGCGCGGACGUGCCCGCCGCUGUCGUCCGCGCGGGACGCACUCGCGGCGGCGCGCUGGGCGCGAUCCGGCGUCGGCUCGGCGCCCUCACGGCGCGGGUCAUCGGUCGCCGACAGCUCAUCGCCGACGGGGAAAAAGACGCAAAGGCGCGCCGCUCGGAGACUACUCGCAACGUCGCGGCGUUCGCGUAUAACCUCGUCUCGAGCUCCUCCGUCGGACGCGAGGCGUUCAUCGCGACGGACGGGGGGUUGGAGUGGUGCCGCGCCCGCGCGUUGGCGCAGAAGGACCGCGUGGCGCACAGGUACGCCGUCGGCGCGCUCGCCGUCCUCGCCGCAAACUCUCUGAAAGUUACGGAAAACCGACGCGGCCGACUGGACCCGCUGUCGCUUCGACUCGCGCUUGAGGCGGCGGUGGUGGGCGGGCUUCGUUCGGGCGACUCCCAGGCGGCGUGUUUCGCGUGCGGGAUGCUUCGCGAGGUGGCGCGGGAAGGGGACGAGCCGACGCGUCGGUUCGUCGCUUCGCUCGGCGCGGCGGGGGCGCUGCUUCGGCUGCUCGGGGCUUCGGAAGUGUGUCCGGGUGUGUCCGGGUGGGCCGCGGAGGAGGAGGUCGCGGGGGCUCCCGACGCCUCCGCGGCCGGGAGGAUAAGGCGACGGCAACGGAAGGGCGACGACGGCGCGAGGGCGUGCGCGCUGCGGGCGUUGGAGGCGUUCGCGUUGGUCCGGCCGCCGACGAGCGCGCUGCGCUGGUCGGUGCUCAAGGCUAAAAACGGUCUCGCGGUUUUGGCGGAGACGGCGGACGGGACGAACGGAGAGUCGGCGAGCGUUCGCAAGUUGGCGUCCGACGUGCUCGCCGCGCUGGGGAAGUAGUUCGCUGCUAGUUGGCUAGGUUUCGAUUGAAGAAUGUAGGACUAGGUG